GCAGCCAAGUGAUUGAAGAUGGCUGAGUAUUAUAGAUCAUCCCGUGCGAAAUGAAUAUUCAUUUUUGAAGGGUCAAGUUAUCAUUUGACAUUCCUCUCGCCUGUUCUAAUCCCAUCUAGACUGGACUGCACAGUAAAGGCUUCACGGUUAUCACUCCACCUACUUCAUCUAAUACGUCUACCGGUAUUGCUUUUCAAUACUUUCCUUUGAUUUCCUACCACUUUUUUUUGGCACAAUUUGAAGUUUCCCUCACAAGACUAUCUUCAAGGUUACAAUAAGCAUCUUCAAAAUACGAAAUACGAUAUACGAUAUUCGUUGUCCCACCAAAUCGAUUCUGAUCCCUAUCUUUGUGCAUACACGUUGUGGAUGUGGAUGUGGAUGUGGAUUGCAUUAAUUUCCCCUUUCACUUCCAGGUCUACUUUUUACCACUACUAGUAGUCAAAUUUAUUAAUUAAUUUCUAUUUCACUUGAUCAUUCUUCAACCAAAAACAUCUUUUGCUUCGAUUUGGAAACAGUCUGCAACGCCAACAUUACCUACCUACCUACCUACCUACCUACCAACACUCCUUUGACAUAUGCCGUAGCUGAUUUUGGAAAUUCCCGGAUUCUUGCUCUCCCAGAGUCUUCUACAAUUUCCCUAAUCGACCCCUCCGUUAUCUCGAGAUCCAUACCUCCGACCCCUUAUCGAACAAUUCCCAUCACGACCCUCACUCGAUAUAACUACGAUACAAUCGAAAAGAUUGAAGCCCUUGGGGGAAACGCUUUUAACAUCCUCGAUUCUACCACCCAACCUUACCAUGAGGCGUGGCACUCUUCUAUUCUUGGUGAUCAAUUUUAUAGUGAUUGGUUUCCUUGUAAAUGCCUUCAGCACCCUCAUAUCGCUACUCUUCAUAGACGGAGCCGCAGAUGCUAUUCACCGCUCCGAAAUACCUGCGCCAGGCUCAGAGAUGAUCGAGAAUCGCACACAGCUUAUUCCCAAGAUCAUUCAUCAGACAUAUAUCAAUGAGUCGAUUCCUGAGCGAUGGAAGGCGGGACAACAAUCGUGCAUUGAAUUGCACGAUGAUUAUGAAUAUAAGUUAUGGACAGAUGAAGCCUCAAGAGCUUUCAUCGCAACGGAAUAUCCUUGGUUCCUUGAUACAUUCGACAGCUACCCCUUCCCAAUUCAACGUGCAGAUUCUAUCCGCUAUUUCGUAUUAGCACAUUACGGAGGAAUAUACAUCGAUCUCGACGACGGUUGUAAACGACGUCUCGAUCCCCUCCUCAGCUAUCCCGCCUGGUUGCGCAGAACUAUUCCAACCGGAAUCAGUAACGAUGCCAUGGGUUCCGUCCCUCAACAUCCUUUCUUCCUCCGCGUCAUCGAAUCUCUCCAAGCAUACAACAGAAACUGGGGCAUGCCAUACAUCACCGUUAUGUACAGCACCGGCCCGCUCUUCCUCUCGGUCCUCUGGAUCGAAUACAUGCGAACCGUUACCGACGAAGCAGGCCGCGUGCGUAAUCUUAUGCCAGAUGAAUACAACAAGCAUGCAUGGAGUUUCUUCAACAUCGUCAAAGGCAAUAGUUGGCACGGAAAAGACGCGCAAACGAUUUUCUGGAUGGGCAAACAUUGGCUCUUGCUUACGGUCGCGGGUUUUGCGAUCGCAGGAGUUGUGGGUGGAUUUCUGUGGUUGGCGUGGAACAUGUGGGUGGUGCGAUCGGGUAAAUCGCAGAGGAGGGGAAUGGCUCUUUGGAGAAGAGUCAGUGGGAAGGAUAGAUAUGAGUUAUUGGAUCGUUCGGUGUGAGUAUAGAAUUUGGGAUUCGGAUGAGACUACUGGGGUAGUAUAUGUUAAGAUGAUAUGAUAUUUGUAAUUAUGGGAUGGGGUUUCUGGAAUAAAACAAACGGGGAAGAGGUAGAUUGUAUAAGGAUUUUAAUGGAUGAAAUGAAUUAACGGAGAAUAUUAUUACACCCCA
Botrytis cinerea B05.10 is the source of this 1947-nucleotide messenger RNA. RefSeq lists its product as hypothetical. Gene Ontology annotation, biological process: mannosyl-inositol phosphorylceramide biosynthetic process. The record is from RefSeq and is a predicted model, not a curated record. NCBI's taxonomy places the organism in Eukaryota, Fungi, Ascomycota, Leotiomycetes, Helotiales, Sclerotiniaceae. Gene Ontology annotation, molecular function: mannosyltransferase activity. Bases 798 to 1778 code for a protein of 326 amino acids. The transcript is spliced from 2 exons.